AUGGCGGGCGGGGGGCUCGGAGGGCUGCGGGGGGCUGCGGCGGGGGGCUGCGGCGGGGCCCGGCGGCCGAGCGGGGGCACCGAACGCCGAGCGCAGCCGACGGUGGCCCUCUCAGCCCAAAAAGGCCCGGCCCCCGAGACGCCAUCGGCGGCCCGGCGCCCCCUCGCGGCCAAAACGGGAAACCGACCCGACCCCGGAGACGCCAUCGGCGGCCCGGCGCCCCCUCGCGGCCAAAACGGGAAACCGACCCGACCCCGGAGACGCCAUCGGCGGCCCGGCGCCCCCUCGCGGCCAAAACGGGAAACCGACCCGACCCCGGAGACGCCAUCGGCGGCCCGGCGCCCCCUCGCGGCCAAAACGGGAAACCGACCCGACCCCGGAGACGCCAUCGGCGGCCCGGCGCCCCCUCGUGGCCAAAACGGGAAACCGACCCGACCCCGGAGACGCCAUCGAGGGGCCGGCGCCCCCUCGUGGCCAAAACGGGAAACGGGCCCGGACCGGGAUGCAAGGAUGAAGCUGACCGUGUUUCUCCUGUCACUGGCUGGCCUGCUGCAGGCGGCCACGUUCCUGAAAAUAGCUUCUUUCAACAUCAGAACAUUUGGAGAGAAAAAAAUAACGAACGUCACCAUCGCCGACGUUAUUGUCAAAAUCCUGAAUCGCUAUGACAUCGCCCUCAUCCAAGAGGUCAGAGACAGUCGCCUGACUGCCGUGGGGAAACUAAUGGAUAAACUCAACAGGGACUCCCCGGACACAUACCGAUUCGUUGUCAGUGAGCCACUGGGCCGCGGCUCCUACAAGGAACAAUACCUCUUUGUGUUCAGGCCCGAGAAGGUGUCCUUGCUGGACAGCUACCAGUAUGACGACAGCCGUGAGUCCUUUGGAAAUGACACCUUCAGUCGAGAGCCUAUGGUGGUCAUGUUCUCCUCCCCAUCCACAGAGGUGAAAGAGUUUGUCAUCGUGCCCCUGCAUGCCGCCCCCGCCGAGGCCGUUAAGGAGAUCGAUGCCCUCUAUGACGUCUACCUGGAUAUCAUCAGCAAGUGGAACAUGGACAACAUCCUGUUCAUGGGAGAUUUCAAUGCAGGCUGUAGCUACGUCUCGGCCUCUAGCUGGUCUGCCAUCCGCCUUCGCACCAACCCGAAAUUUCAGUGGCUCAUCUCCGAUGACGUGGACACUACUGUGACCUCAACGUACUGCCCCUAUGACAGGAUUGUGGCCUCUGGGAAGAAACUGAGGAGUAGCAUUGGGCCUGGAUCUGCCUUCCCAUUUCAUUUCGAGAAAGCAUACAAACUGAAACAAGAGAUGGCUUUGGCUGUCAGUGACCAUUACCCUGUAGAAGUGACUAUUGAAUGAAUGAAUGACCCUGGAGAGUGUCUGAACCUCAGGGAAUGCUCAGCCCCAACGCGUUUCCUUGCUUUUAGGCUCCCCCUUCUCCCCUUCCCUUUCUUUCCAACGUCCCUGGGUGGAACAACUAGCAGAAUGGGCACCUCUCUGCUGGUUCCUUGCAGCCUUUUACACAGUUGUGUCUCCCUAAGGCUGCUUUUUAGUUUAUUCUAAAGGCAUGGGGAUUCCCCACACAAUGACUUCCCGUAGGGUGCAGGUUUUAGGGUGUAGGUGUUGCGAUGUGCAGGUAACUAAACUUCAAAGGGUCAAGUCCGAAGGAAGACGUCACCAUGGUCUCCAGUGUCACCGUGGUCUCCGACAGGCUAUGGUUUUCCUUUUUAAGCAGCAACGGUAGCCCAACCUGGCUGCUGGAAUAUUUCCCUCUCUGGCACAAAUAAACCUAAGAGGACUGGG
Molecule: messenger RNA, 1794 nt
Organism: Ornithorhynchus anatinus (platypus)
Lineage: Eukaryota; Metazoa; Chordata; Mammalia; Monotremata; Ornithorhynchidae
Gene: DNASE1
Product: deoxyribonuclease 1
Exons: 9
Coding region: 1-1350 (449 amino acids)
Biological process (GO): DNA catabolic process
Cellular component (GO): nucleus
Molecular function (GO): DNA nuclease activity
Source: RefSeq, a predicted model, not a curated record